AUGGCACAAGAAAAUCCUUCUACUCCUGCUACAUCUUCAGCUAUUGGUAAGCUAACAGAGUUUUCGGCCAAAGAUUCCGAUUGGUCGAUUUUUAGCGCCAGGCUAGAGCAAUAUUUUAUUGCAAACGGCAUUACGGAUUCAGAAGUACAACGUGCUCUUUUGCUGAAUGCAUGCGACGAAGAUGCCUACAGAUUGAUUUAUAGCCUGUGUGUUCCAAAUAAGCCCGAAACGAAGACCCACAAGGACUUAAUUAAGCUUUUCGACAAACAUUUUAAAACAACAACCAGUGCCUUUGCAGCACGCCAGAAGUUUUAUGAAGCCACGAAGAGUCGUGUUGAAACGGCCGCUGAAUGGGCCGCAAGAUUACGUAAACUGGCUUUAAAAUGUGAUUUCGGAACUGAAUUAGAAGCGUUGCUCAGAGACAAGUUCAUCAUGGGGAUGGAUAAUACCAAGGUCCUGGAGAGACUAUUUGAAGAAAAGGUGACAAUUUCCCUCGACAGAGCAAUGGAGAUAGCCAGUAUUGUAAGAAAUCAACAUGACGUAACCGUGAAAGAAGAAAUUUUCUAUCAAGACCAUGUGCAUCAACGAGGAGGAAGAGUAUUUGGCAACAGGGGGUCGGCACCGCCGCAGCGAAGACCACGUCAGUUUCCUGUACCACAAAAUGGAAACUACCGACAGCAACCCAAGUUUGAGCGGAACUCGCAAGAUAGAGCCGGCACAAGUCGACGCCAAUCUGUCAACGCGUCAAAUGUCAAUCAGGUCAGCUGCGAGGUCUGCGGAAAAACAGGACAUAACAAAGAUAAGUGUGUUUUUAAAAAUUAUUUUUGUAAUUUUUGUAAUGAAAAAGGCCACUUAGCCAAUAUUUGCCAGAAAAAACUUAAGAGGGGUAAUUAUUUUUUAGAUAAUAAUAAUUCUGAUUUAUCAUCUGAUGAUGAAAACAAAACAAUACGGUUGUAUAUUAUUUCUAAUGGGGGCCCUCCGUUAUUGGGUACAGAUUUUUUCAAUUUAUUUAAACUAAGUGUAAAUAGCAUUAAUUUAAUUGAUAAAAAUGAAAACUUACUACAAAUUGAGGAUUUAAAUAAUAUAAUUAAGAUAAAGAAAAUGUUAUCAAAGAAGUAUUCUAAAGUAUUUUCUCCUUCCUUGGGUAAAUUUAAUGGAGGUGCUCUGCGACUGGAUAUGCAAGAGGGAGCCAAGCCCAAGUUUUGCAAAGCCCGUUCCAUUCCUUUUGCCUUAUGCCGAGGAGUUGAGGCGGAACUAGACCGACUUGUCACUGAAAACAUCUUGAGCCCAGUAUCAUACAGCAGUUGGGCAACACCCAUUGUACCAGUAGCUAAGAAAAAUGGAACCAUCAGAAUUUGUGGUGACUAUAAAAUUACUCUUAAUCCUGUAUUGUUAAUUGAUAAAUACCCAUUGCCCCGUAUUGAGGAAUUAUCUUCUAAUCUACAAGGCGGAGUUGAGUUUUCAAAAAUUGAUCUUUCUCAAGCAUAUCAGCAGAUUGAGUUAGACAAUGAGUCAAAGAAAUUAACAACCAUUAAUACUCCAAAGGGGUUAUUUAGUUAUAAUCGUUUACCUUUUGGUAUUGCUAGUGCUCCAGCAAUGUUUCAAAGAAUAAUGGAACAAAUCUUAGCAGGUUUAGAUGGGGUUGUUUGUUUUUUAGAUGACAUUUUAAUCACUGGAAAAAGUUUUGGAUAG
Diorhabda sublineata is the source of this 1692-nucleotide messenger RNA. RefSeq lists its product as uncharacterized. Lineage: Eukaryota; Metazoa; Arthropoda; Insecta; Coleoptera; Chrysomelidae. Gene Ontology annotation, molecular function: nucleic acid binding; zinc ion binding. The coding region runs from base 1 to 1692 and encodes 563 amino acids. The transcript is spliced from 2 exons. The record is from RefSeq and is a predicted model, not a curated record.